GGGGCUGCGCAUGCGCCGUGUGGCGGCCGGGCCGGCGGGAGCUGGGCCCCUGCGCCGCCUGCGCCCCUCGCCCCGGCCCGCAGCCGCCGGCUCCAUCCAUUUCCCAUCUCUCCAGGAUGAGAGAGGUUUGGGGUCGGCUUUUCCCCUCUCCCUGUAGUUGAUAGUUUGGGAAGCAGAGGUGAUGCUGGAGUCAAGAUGGCAGACAGCGUGAAAACCUUCCUUCACGACCUCGUCAGGGGAAUCAAGGACUCCAUCUGGGGCAUCUGCACCAUCUCCAAGCUGGACGCCCGGAUCCAGCAGAAGAGGGAAGAGCAGAGGCGGAGGAGAGCGAACAGUGCACUGGCCCAGCGGAGGUUUCACAUGGAGGAGAAGAAGCAAGAGAACGAACCGCGGAUCGUGAGCCGGAUCUUUCAGUGCUGUGCCUGGAAUGGAGGCGUCUUCUGGCUUAGUCUCUUCCUGUUCUACCGAGUGUUUAUCCCAGUCCUCCAGUCGGUCACGGCACAGAUCAUCGGUGACCCUUCCCUGCAUGGUGAUGUCUGGUCCUGGCUGGAGUUCAUCCUCACCUCCAUCUUCAGUGCCCUCUGGGUCCUUCCCCUCUUUGUGCUCAGCAAGGUUGUCAACGCCAUCUGGUUUCAGGACAUUGCGGACCUGGCGUUCGAGGUGUCGGGCAGGAAGCCUCAUCCCUUCCCCAGCGUCAGCAAGAUCAUCGCGGACAUGCUCUUCAACCUGCUGCUGCAGGCGCUCUUCCUCAUCCAGGGAAUGAUAGUCAGCCUCUUCCCCAUCGACCUGGUGGGGCAGCUGGUCAGCCUGCUGCACAUGUCGCUGCUCUACUCCCUCUACUGCUUUGAGUACCGCUGGUUCAACAAAGGAAUCGAGAUGCACCAGCGGCUCUCCAACAUCGAGAGGAACUGGCCCUACUACUUCGGCUUCGGCCUGCCGCUGGCCUUCCUCACCGCCAUGCAGUCCUCCUACAUCAUCAGCGGUUGUCUCUUUUCCAUCCUUUUCCCUCUCUUCAUCAUCAGCGCCAACGAAGCGAGGACCCCCAGCAAGACCUACCACUUCCAGCUCCGGCUCUUCUCCCUGGUGGUUUUCCUCAGCAACCGUCUCUUCCACAAGACCGUUUACCUGCAGUCUGCCCUCGGCGGCUCUUCCUCCGCCUCCUCCCCUCCGGCCGAGCGCCUUCUCUCCCCCCAGCCCUCCCCUGCCAAGCACACGGCGGCUGCUCCGGGGCACUGAGUGCCUACGCAGCCACGGGGAGAGGCGACACCCGCCCGGGCGUCGACGUCAUUUCUGUCUCUUUCCACCCUCCCGCGGUGGAGAUUUUGGGGGGAAACCCGG
This is a messenger RNA of Pogoniulus pusillus (Red-fronted tinkerbird), 1338 nucleotides long. It is a transcript of the gene EI24, whose product is annotated as EI24 autophagy associated transmembrane protein. The record is from RefSeq and is a predicted model, not a curated record. Gene Ontology annotation, cellular component: endoplasmic reticulum. Lineage: Eukaryota; Metazoa; Chordata; Aves; Piciformes; Lybiidae. Bases 196 to 1236 code for a protein of 346 amino acids. Gene Ontology annotation, biological process: macroautophagy. The transcript has 11 exons.